This is a messenger RNA of Exaiptasia diaphana, 1906 nucleotides long. Its product is annotated as zinc metalloproteinase nas-12. Bases 2 to 1747 code for a protein of 581 amino acids. The record is from RefSeq and is a predicted model, not a curated record. Gene Ontology annotation, biological process: proteolysis. Gene Ontology annotation, cellular component: membrane. NCBI's taxonomy places the organism in Eukaryota, Metazoa, Cnidaria, Anthozoa, Actiniaria, Aiptasiidae. Gene Ontology annotation, molecular function: metalloendopeptidase activity; zinc ion binding. The transcript has 12 exons.
GAUGAACCAACAGUGGAUCAUUCUACUUUUAGUAGGGUGUGCUGUUGCCGCGCCGUGGCCAUGGUCCAAACUUGAGCCRAAACGCGAAAUAACUGACGAAGAAAAACGAGAAAUCAGGAUUCGAGGAAUACUCACAGACCCUAAUGCACCUGCAGAAGCUAAAAUUGAGGCUGUUAACGAAGAGAAUGACCUACAAUUGUCUUUCGGAGAUUUAAAACUAACACCUGAACAACAAGUCGAAAUAAAGGAAGGUCAAAGCAAUAAUCUCGACAAACGAAGYGCAACACACUUUAGUGUCGACUUCUUAUGGGCACGUAGGACUGUCCCAUAUGUUCUUCAUGGUGACUUAGCCAGCGAAAAGGUCACUCUAAUUCGACAAGCAUUUGAAAUAUUCCACAACCAAAGUUGCGUCAAAUUUGUUGAACGAACAACUGAACCGUACUAUCUUUACUUUCAAAAUCUAACUGGCUGUUGGUCAUAUGUGGGUUUUACCAAUGAUGCAAGGGGAUAUCAGGAGGUCUCCAUUGGUGAUGGYUGUGAACAUCUUGGUGUGAUUAUACACGAGAUAUUGCAUGCGCUGGGUUUCUGGCACGAGCAAUCUCGUCCUGAUCGUGAUUCGACUGUGGAAAUAUUAUGGGAGAAUAUCAAGCCGGCAUUUGAGAAUAACUUUAAAAAACUGGAUAAAUCACAAGCCAAUGAACCAACGAAUUACGAUACAAGUUCCAUUUUGCACUAUGCGAAUUAUGCAUUCAGCAAAAAUGGAAAAAAGACGAUCCAAGACAUAAACAAUCCUGCAAAGGUUUUAGGACAAAAAGAUCGCAUGAGUGAUUCGGAUGUUAUCGCUCUUGACCUGCUAUACAGCUGUAACGUUACUGAUGGCGGUUGGAGUAUGUGGACACAAUACGGACCAUGCAGCGAUGACUGCAAAAAAAUCAGGAACAGAUUCUGUACCAAUGCCCAAAGCAGUGCUGCUUGUGAUGCUAAUCAUCAAGACGGCAGACAGAAGCAGAUUACAGUUUGCCCUGACAGUGAAUGUUAUAAACCUGUAGACGGUCAUUGGGGAAAAUGGACUACAUGGGGUAAUUGUAGCAAAACUUGUGGUCUUGGGACGAAGACCAGAACAAGGGAAUGUAACGAUCCAGCGCCAAAACAUAACGGAAAGAAUUGUCCUGGCUCUAACACAGAAACCGGCGAGUGUCAGCUCAAGGAAUGUGGUGCAGGGCCCUGUGACUGUGGAUUUGACGAUAAUGAUCAUAAAUUCUGUGGAUGGGUUCAAGAUCCAGAUGAUGACAAACCCACAUAUAAAGAUUUUAAGAGAGGUGGGGCAACGCCUAGCGGUAACACAGGACCCCAGAACGGCGAUCAUACAUCAGGAAAUGGCAUGUUCAUAUACAGUGAAGCGUCUGAUUGUAUUCACACCACUGGUAAGUUUGUCAGACUCCUCAGUACAWUGUUUCCAGCUACAGGAUCCAGUGGUCGCUGUUUCUCUUUAUGGUACUACGGCUUUGGGGCUACACUGGGCGAUUUCAACGUAUACGUGAAAACUGGCUCUGGGGAGACCAGAAUAGGUGGUUUCACAGCCACUGAAUUAAGAGCACAGAGURAUGACAAAAAAUGGAAGCAGGCCAAGUAUCACUUUACUUCAGACCAGCAAUACAAGAUUGUGUUGGAGUCGAAGUGCGGUCUCGAUUACAGGGCGGAUCUAGCUAUAGACGAUACCAAAUUUACCGAUGGUGUCUGUGCCUAAGUAACGAUACUUAAAACAAGACAAUCAACUGAACUAUGGACCAUGUCGAUGAUUUCAAGGAUAAAUUAAGUGAUAAUUGGAUAAAAUACACAUCACAAAUGAAGCAAGUCCUGGUGACUUAAAAUAGAGUUUAAAAUAAACCACGAGCAUUGAAAACAA